Molecule: messenger RNA, 912 nt
Organism: Aspergillus nidulans FGSC A4
Lineage: Eukaryota; Fungi; Ascomycota; Eurotiomycetes; Eurotiales; Aspergillaceae
Product: putative extracellular SCP domain protein Pry1
Exons: 3
Coding region: 1-912 (303 amino acids)
Cellular component (GO): extracellular region
Source: RefSeq, a predicted model, not a curated record
AUGAGAGAAAUUAGCUUUGGGCAACGAAAAAUACACCUGAUUGACCCUCGUCUACUCCCUGGAGGAAUGCAUACAUCAAUAAACCGACAUCAACACCGCCAGCCAACCCAUCUACAAACAAUACUCUUCUCCCGGGUCCUAAAAAUAAUAAUAUAUUUCCUACUUCUACUUCUCCCCAAUGCAAUAUCUGCCACCGAAACGACUGUCAUCGUCACCGUUACGGAAUCGGCCACGGCCACAACAACAGCAACCACAACGACGACCCCCAAAGUCCCCCAAGACCCUUCUUACACAUCCCCAAGACAGUUCAGAUCCUCUAUCCUCAGAACCACAAACGCCUACCGCGCUGCGCAUAACGCCUCAAAUCUCAGCUGGAAUGAGACGCUUGCGGACUAUGCCAAAGACUGGGCGAAGGGGUGUAAGUGGAAGCACUCUUCCGGCCCGUAUGGCGAAAACCUUGCAUACGGUUACAAAAAGGCCUCCUCCGCAGUGACGGCAUGGGGUGACGAAGCAGCACUUUAUGAUUUUUCCAAGCCAACGGGAUUCACCGAGGAGACGGGACAUUUUACACAGCUUGUUUGGAAGAGUACGAGAGAGGUCGGGUGCGCUGCUGUUGAUUGUGGAUUGACGGAUCUGGACGAUGACGAGAAAGAAAGAGCGCAGGGGUGGUAUGUUGUUUGCGAGUAUAUGCCUGCAGGGAAUGUGGUUGGAGCAGAUGACGGGCUGGAGUAUUUCCGAGUAAAUGUGCAGGAGGGAAGCGAGGAUUCUGAUUCAAGUUCCGAGGAUGAUUCUGAGCACGGAGACGGGGGUGAGGGAAGCGAUGUUUCCGAUUUUGGGAAUAGAGCUAGUCGUGGGUUGGUGGAGUGGAGUAAAGAGCGUGUUGCAUGUCCCAGACGACCACCCCCAAACUAG